Molecule: messenger RNA, 1320 nt
Organism: Trichoderma reesei QM6a
Lineage: Eukaryota; Fungi; Ascomycota; Sordariomycetes; Hypocreales; Hypocreaceae
Exons: 2
Coding region: 1-1320 (439 amino acids)
Biological process (GO): peptidoglycan turnover; amino sugar metabolic process
Molecular function (GO): phosphotransferase activity, alcohol group as acceptor; ATP binding
Source: RefSeq, a predicted model, not a curated record
AUGGGCUCUAUUGUGAAUCCUCUUGUGGCCGGUCCGGCGUUGGACUUGACGGUUCUGGGUAUGAACAGCGGAACGUCCAUGGAUGGCGUUGACUGCGUUCUAUGUCGGUUUAGACAGCAGGAUCCAGCUUCGCCAGUCAGCUUGGAGCUGCUGAAAUAUGGAGAGACGCCCCUCAACCCUGACGUUAAGAAGCGGGUGAUGAACAUGAUACUUCACAACUCGACUUCCCCUGAGGAAAUCGCAGAGAUCAAUGUCAUUCUCGGAGAGACUUUUGCCAAAGCGGCGCUGGACUUUAUCAGGACGAACAACAUCGAUCAGUCUUCAAUAGACAUUAUCGGAUCCCAUGGCCAGACUAUCUGGCAUAUCCCUCAUCCAAAGAACCAAGUCCGGACGACUCUCAGCAUGGGCGAGGGGGCCAUCAUCGCAGCUCGUACAGGAAUCACCACGGUGACGGACUUUCGCGUCAGCGAAGUUGCCGUUGGCCGACAGGGAGCUCCCCUUGUUGCGUUUUUUGAUGCCUUGCUUUUGCAUCAUCCUACCAAGUUGAGGGCAUGUCAGAAUAUCGGAGGUAUCGCCAACGUAUGCUUCAUUCCUCCUGAUGUUGAGGGAGGACUGAGUGAUGGCUUCUUUGACUUUGAUACUGGUCCUGGGAACGUCUACAUCGAUGCCGCUGUUCGGUACUACACUGACGGAGCCCGCGAGUACGACAAGGAUGGCGAGAUGGGCAGACGCGGCACGGUGGACGAUGAGCUUGUCGACGACUUCAUCGCCUCUCACCCGUACUUCCACAGGCCCAUUCCCAAGACUACAGGUCGCGAGGAUUUCCGCGAUACACUGGCCUUUGAACUGAUAGCCAAGGCGGAGAAGAAGGGCCUCUCGCCAGACGACGUGGUAGCAACACUCACCCGAAUCACAGCCCAGUCCAUCGUCGACCACUACAAGUGCUUCGCGCCGUCGCAGGGCAUUGACGAGAUCUUCCUCUGCGGCGGCGGCGCGCACAACCCCAACAUUGUCGACUUUAUCCAGCAGAGCUACCCGUCGACGCGGAUAUACAUGCUUGACGCCGCAGGGAUUCCGGCCGGGGCCAAGGAGGCGAUUACGUUUGCGUGGCAGGGCAUGGAUGCGAUUGUUGGCCGGCCGGUGCCUGUGCCGGACCGGGUGGAGACGAGGAGGGAGCAGAUUCUGGGAAAGGUGUCCCCUGGGGAGAAUUACCGGGAGUUGAUGUAUACGGCGAUGCGGUUUGGGGCGGGGGCCAAGUUGGGGCCCGUGAGGGAGCUGGUCAACAUUGUGAAUGGGGAGGUGAUGGACAAUAAGUGGUGA